AUGGCAACGUUUGUUCCGUUUUCGACGUUUCUGGACUCGAGUUUCUGGAGCGAAGUGAACAAGCGAAAGCUCGGCGAAUGGAUGCUCGACGAGUCGCCACGGAGCAUUUUCAGCCAGUUAUCCAUCUGUAAGUGUCGGAAACCCAGCAGAGUGGAAUCAGAAUCCGUACAAUUUCAGACGACACAGUUGGCUCCGCGUGCCGCCUUUCUCUGAGCCACGAGAGCUUCAAAGAACCCGGAAGUUCCGAGUUUUCCGGGCUCGCCGGACUCCUUUAUCUAUACAAUACGGCGGAGAAUUUCAAGGCCGCCGACAAGAACGAAUUGACGAAAAAUACCGCCGCCAAGGUUUUGUUUUCCGAAUUUCUCCCAAUAAUUUCUUUUUUGCAGAUCUGGAGCUCGAUUACCAACCGAGAAUGGCUCCAGAAUCCGUCGCUUUUGUCGCAGUUUUUCAUAAUUUCGUUUGCCGAUUUGAAAAAGUUCAAAUACGUUUAUUGGACGUGUGUUCCGGCGCUCGUCUUCCCCGCCGACAUUAAACAAGAAGUUGGUUUUCCCAUUGUUUCAACAAAAACUCCAUUUUCCUUUAGAUUCUGCCGCUGACCGCUUCCGCCGACGCUCUCCUUGCCCACCACAAAUCCACAAAUUCCCCGAUGUUCCUCCUCGUCCGAUCUACGUCGGAACUCCUCCCUCUAGCCCAUCUGGAGCAGCUGGAGCAUCCGCACGACGUCUCCGUCAUCCUUGCCGACCCGUCGCCUGUCGCCACUUCUGCCGGAUGGCCCGUGCGGAAUCUGCUUGCGGCGGUGGCUCAUCUCCGGCCGAAAUGGACCGAAUGCCACGUCGUCAGCCUCCGAGCCACAGGAUCUAUCGAAAUCAAGUACACGUGGCAGUCGACAGAAACGUCGGAAGUGCCGAAAGCGGUGGGGUGGGAACGGAAUGCGCAGGACAAGCUGCUGCCGUAUUCGGUCGAUCUGAGCGGACAGUUUGAUCCGAAAAAGCUGAUGGAACAGUCUGUCGACCUGAAUUUAUCGCUGAUCAAGUGGAGAUUGGUCCCGGAUAUCAAGUUGGAACGGUUCUCGCAAUUGAAGGUAGUAAAAAUCAGUUGUAAAAGGUAACAUAUUCAAUUUUCAGGCCCUGAUCUUCGGCGCAGGAACGCUUGGCUGUAACCUGGCGCGCGGUCUGAUGGGCUGGGGAGUUCGUCGGAUCACAUUCGUCGACAACUCGACAGUCAGCUACAGUAACCCGGUCCGUCAAAGUCUUUCCGAAUUCGACGACGCCCGUCAUGCGCGCGGAAAAGCCGAAACCGCCGCAGCGGCCCUCCGACGCAUCUUUCCCUCGGUGGAAGCGGUGGCGCAUCGGAUUACGGUGCCGAUGCCAGGGCAUACGGUAGAUGAGAACGAGGAAAGCGCACUGGAGAAGGACGUGGAGGCGUUGGAGCAACUCGUCAAGGAGCACGAUGUUCUCUUCUUGGCACUGGACUCCAGGGAAGCCAGAUGGUUGCCGACGCUGCUGGCUAACAAGCACAAUAAAAUUGCGAUCAGCGUGGCGCUGGGCUUCGACACCUACGUGAUCAUUCGUCACGGAAUCGGGUUCAGCCAGGGAUCUUCCGCCGGGGCGCCCAUCUCGGCCACCGAGAAAGUACCGUACUCCCAGUUGUCGUGCUACUUCUGUAGUGACGUCACCGCGCCGGGAAACUCGACCGCCGAUCGGACCCUCGAUCAGCAGUGCACGGUAAGCCGCCCGGGACUCUCGAUGAUCGCUUCCGGAAUGGCCGUCGAGUUGCUUUCGUCGAUUCUCCAGUACCCGAAUCCACUGGAAGCGCCCGCCAACCACGGAGAAUCCGACGAUUCGACCACUGUUCUCGGCGCGGUUCCCCAUCAAAUUCGCGGAUUCGUCGGACGAUUCCAGCAGGUCAGCUAUUGUCUUAAAAUUGCUCAAAAUAAUAAAAAAAUUUCAGAUGACCCCGUGCGUGCGUCGUUUUGAUCGUUGCGUCGCGUGCGGAGAAGCCAUCUCGCGAGAAUUCGACCAAAACGGCUGGAAAUUCGUGCGUGACGUCAUGAACUCGCCGAGCCGAUUGGAGCAAGUCACCGGACUCGACGAGCUCCAGAACUCGGUCGAAACUGUCGAUAUCGAGUUCGACGACGACACGGAUUCUGUGAUUUCCAUUUGA
Messenger RNA from Caenorhabditis sp. 36 PRJEB53466, 2163 nucleotides. The record is from the annotation of a GenBank genome assembly. NCBI's taxonomy places the organism in Eukaryota, Metazoa, Nematoda, Chromadorea, Rhabditida, Rhabditidae.